CUGAAGAACUGCUGGAGACAAUCUUUCUGGACUCGGCGCUGGCGGAGGGAGUGCUUGCAGGGGGUUGGCCUGGUGCAGUUUGCACCGUGGGGACGCUGCUGCGCGUGGAAGAUCUGAUUCAACCAUUUUACACCAAAAAGUCCAGUGAAGACCUGCUUUGAACCAGAAGAAAAGAUGUUUGGUUUUCACAAGCCAAAGAUGUACCGAAGUAUAGAGGGCUGCUGUAUAUGCAGAGCCAAGUCCUCCAGCUCGCGGUUCACGGACAGUAAACGUUACGAAAAGGACUUCCAGAGCUGUUUUGGGUUGCAUGAGACUCGCUCAGGAGACAUCUGCAACGCCUGUGUGCUGCUUGUGAAAAGAUGGAAGAAGUUGCCGGCAGGAUCAAAAAAAAACUGGAAUCAUGUGGUAGAUGCAAGAGCAGGCCCUAGUCUAAAGACAACAUUGAAACCAAAGAAAGUGAAAACUCUAUCUGGAAACAGGAUGAAAAGCAACCAGAUCAGCAAACUGCAGAAGGAAUUUAAACGCCACAAUUCUGAUGCUCACAGCACCACCUCAAGUGCCUCUCCUGCCCAGUCUCCAUGCUACAGUAACCAGUCAGAUGAGGGCUCAGAUACAGAGAUGGCUUCCAGCUCUAAUAGAACUCCGGUUUUUUCCUUCUUAGAUCUUACCUACUGGAAAAGACAGAAAAUAUGUUGUGGGAUCAUCUAUAAGGGCCGUUUUGGGGAAGUCCUCAUCGACACUCAUCUCUUCAAGCCUUGCUGCAGCAGUAAGAAAGCGACUGCUGAGAAGCCCGAGGAGCAGGGGCCGGCCCCUCUGCCCCUCUCCACUCAGGAGUGGUGACUGAGGUUCAUUUAGAAGGGAGCAAAGAGCGGUUUAAACUUUGAAAAGA
This is a messenger RNA of Mastomys coucha (southern multimammate mouse), 889 nucleotides long. It is a transcript of the gene Sinhcaf, whose product is annotated as SIN3-HDAC complex associated factor. Gene Ontology annotation, biological process: negative regulation of cell migration. Bases 175 to 840 code for a protein of 221 amino acids. NCBI's taxonomy places the organism in Eukaryota, Metazoa, Chordata, Mammalia, Rodentia, Muridae. The record is from RefSeq and is a predicted model, not a curated record. The transcript is spliced from 7 exons.